Messenger RNA from Onychostoma macrolepis, 9475 nucleotides. RefSeq names its product kinesin family member 1Aa (gene kif1aa). NCBI's taxonomy places the organism in Eukaryota, Metazoa, Chordata, Actinopteri, Cypriniformes, Cyprinidae. The record is from RefSeq and is a predicted model, not a curated record. The coding region runs from base 517 to 6291 and encodes 1924 amino acids. Gene Ontology annotation, biological process: microtubule-based movement. The transcript is spliced from 53 exons. Gene Ontology annotation, molecular function: microtubule motor activity; microtubule binding; ATP binding.
CUGGUCCAAGCAUAAGUCGCUGGGGGACGGGGAAAGGCUGUAACAGACAUUCCGGUGGAAGAACGGACAGAGAGGACAUAAUGCUGUCGCGACACUGACUGACUGAGGCAAUGGUUAACAACUCAUGUAAACAUGAUGAUGUCACUGGUUCAGUCAGUCUCAGCAUCACUGCUCUAGGCAGCCAGCAGAGCCAUUUUGGCUUCUACAUUACAGGGCACUCAAAGAUCUCUCAUCCAAGAAGCCUUCCUCCUUACAAGCAGGCCUCGCCGGGCAUCCAGCCACACCUCGCUGGAGCAAAUAAAGGAUCCUCUGUUAAACAGAGGGAAAAGCAGACGGUUCUCGACAUAUCAGAGGAAGAGCUGAAAAAAGAAAAUUUGAGAAGCCAGCACAAGAGGCAGUAGUGGGAGCUGAUCUGUAGAGUCAAUAGCUGAGAGCAUCAGAGGAUCACCAUUGUAAAGGUGUAAGCUGUGACCUGAACUUUUAAAGGAGUGCUUUCAGCGCACACACAGAGGCACCAUGGCAGGGGCCUCGGUGAAGGUGGCCGUGAGAGUCCGUCCCUUCAACUCUCGUGAGAUGAGUAAAGAGUCCAAGUGCAUCAUCCAGAUGUCAGGAAACACAACCACCAUCAUCAACCCCAAAGCACCCAAAGAAACCAAAAGCUUCAAUUUUGAUUACUCCUACUGGUCACAUACCUCGCCAGAAGAUAUCAACUAUGCCUCCCAGCAGCAGGUGUUCAGAGACAUUGGAGAGGAAAUGUUGCUUCAUGCCUUCGAGGGCUACAACGUCUGUAUUUUUGCAUACGGCCAGACUGGGGCCGGUAAAUCUUACACCAUGAUGGGCAAACAGGAAAAGGACCAGCAGGGGAUCAUUCCACUGCUGUGUGAAGACCUUUUUACCAAGAUUAAUGACAAAAAUACUGAUAACAACUUGUCCUAUUCUGUGGAGGUUAGUUAUAUGGAGAUUUACUGUGAAAGGGUACGAGAUCUUCUGAACCCAAAAAACAAAGGAAAUCUGCGUGUGCGGGAGCACCCAUUACUGGGCCCGUAUGUAGAGGAUCUGUCCAAACUCGCCGUCACGUCAUAUAAUGACAUUCAAGACCUGAUGGACUCGGGGAAUAAGGCUAGGACAGUAGCAGCCACUAACAUGAAUGAGACUAGCAGCCGUUCACACGCUGUCUUCAACAUCAUCUUCACCCAGAAGCGUCAUGACUCUGAAACAGACAACACUUCAGAAAAGGUCAGCAAAAUCAGUCUGGUGGAUUUAGCUGGCAGUGAAAGAGCAGAUUCCACUGGAGCCAAAGGCACACGGCUCAAGGAAGGGGCAAACAUCAAUAAAUCACUUACUACCCUGGGAAAAGUCAUUUCAGCUCUGGCUGAGGUGGAUUCUGGCUCAAACAAGAACAAAAAGAAGAAGAAAGUAGAGAGUUUUAUUCCUUACAGGGAUUCUGUACUGACCUGGCUACUGAGAGAGAACCUUGGUGGCAACUCUCGCACUGCAAUGGUGGCGGCUCUCAGUCCUGCUGAUAUCAACUAUGAUGAAACCCUCAGCACUCUCAGGUAUGCCGACAGGGCUAAGCAGAUCCGUUGUAAUGCUGUGAUCAAUGAAGAUCCUAAUAACCGUCUGGUGCGUGAGCUGAAAGAAGAGGUGUCCCGUCUGAAGGACCUCCUCUAUGCCCAGGGCCUGGGUGACAUCAUCGAGACGUUUCGGGGGCCAGUUGAAGAUUUUGCUGGUUUGAAAUACAUAUCCGAUUACAAGAACAAUAACAAUAGUGGCCAAGCUGUCAAUCAAAGAGGUGAUCUCUCCACAGUGACCAAUGCUAUGACGGGGAUGAGCCCCUCUCCAUCUCUCUCCGCCCUGUCCAGCCGGGCUGGUUCCAUCGGCAGCCUCCAUGAUCGCAUCAUGUUCAGCCCAGGGAGCGAGGAAGCCAUUGAGAGACUCAAGGAAACGGAGAAAAUUAUUGCAGAGCUCAAUGAAACCUGGGAAGAGAAGCUUCGCCGUACAGAGGCCAUCAGAAUGGACAGAGAAGCACUGCUGGCUGAGAUGGGCGUGGCCAUGCGUGAGGAUGGAGGAACUGUUGGAGUUUUUUCACCAAAGAAGCCCUCGCAAAGAAAACCUCAGCCCGUUUUUAUAGACACGGUUGGGCUGUUCUCUCCCAAUGAGACACCCCACCUGGUGAAUCUAAAUGAAGAUCCUUUGAUGUCUGAAUGUCUCCUGUAUUACAUCAAAGAUGGAAUUACCAGGGUGGGGAGAGAGGAUGCCAACAGUAGACAGGACAUUGUUUUGAGUGGUCACUUCAUCAAAGAAGAACACUGCACUUUCACCAGCACCACUGGACCUACUGGAGAAGCCGUCAUUCUUGAGCCGUGUGAGGGAGCAGAAACUUAUGUCAAUGGAAAGAGAGUAACAGAACCCACUGUUCUCAGAUCAGGGAACCGAAUCAUUUUGGGCAAGAGCCAUGUGUUCCGCUUCAACCAUCCAGAGCAGGCUCGUCAGGAACGUGAACGAACCCCCUGCGCUGAGACACCAAUGGAGCCUGUAGACUGGGCCUUUGCUCAGAGAGAACUUCUGGAGAAACAGGGCAUUGAUAUGAAACAGGAAAUGGAUCAGAGACUGCAGGAACUUGAGGAUCAGUAUCGCAGAGAGAGAGAAGAGGCCAACAAUCUACUGGAGCAACAGAGAUUAGACUAUGAGAGCAGGUUAGAAGCCCUGCAGAAGCAGGUAGAUCGUUAUUACCCUGAUGCAGCAGAGGAAGAUGAAGAACCUGAGGAGGAAGUGCAAUGGACUGAGAGGGAAACAGAACUGGCGCUGUGGGCUUUCCGUAAAUGGAGAUGUUAUCAGUUCACAUCUCUCAGAGAUCUGCUUUGGGGCAAUGCCAUCUUCCUCAAGGAGGCCAAUGCCAUUAGCGUAGAGCUAAAGAAGAAGGUUCAGUUCCAGUUCGUGUUAUUGACGGACACGCUUUACUCUCCACUUCCUCCUGACCUGUUACCACCCGAGACAGCUAAAGACCGUGAGAAAAGCCCAUUCCCUCGCACCAUUGUGGCUGUUGAAGUCCAAGAUCAGAAAAAUGGAGCCACACAUUACUGGACCCUGGAGAAGCUCAGGCAGAGGCUGGAUCUGAUGAGAGAGAUGUAUGAUCGUGCUGCUGAGGUGCCUGGCAAUGCUCUUGAAGACUGUGACAGUGUGCUGACUGGAGGUGAUCCGUUCUACGACCGGUUUCCCUGGUUCCGUCUGGUUGGAAGAAACCCCCUUUUCUCCACAUGCCUUAGUGAGCAAGCGAGCGACCCUAACUCCUCCCCCACCCCCUCUGAGCCCACAUCAACCUCUGAAAUCACUGAGCUGGUCCAGUCGUGGUCUGACAACAGGGUGGGGACAGAGUUGGAUGACUUGGACGAUGAUUUCUUAUCGGAUGACCCAUGCUCGGAUUUUGAGGAAGAGGAGGAGGGGGAGGAGGAUGAUGAUGAUGAUGAUGAUGAGGGAGAGCUCUGCAGAAGCUCCGGCAAAGCUGAGGACCCGUUUUACGAUCGCUCACCGUUGUUCAGUGUAGUGGGAAGGGCAUUUGUGUAUUUGAGUAAUCUGCUCUAUCCUGUGCCCUUGGUCCAUCGGGUUGCCAUCGUCAAUGAGAAGGGAGAGGUCAAAGGUUUCCUCAGAGUAGCAGUGCAGGCAAUAUCAGGUGCUCUGGUUUUUCCUCCAGCCGAUGAAGAGGCACCAGACUAUGGCUCUGGUGUCCGACAGUCAGGCACUGCCAAGAUUUCUUUUGAAGACCAGCAGUUUGAGAAGUUCCAGUCAGAGUCCUGUCCUUCUGGUCUUUCACGUGCUGCUGUCUCUCAGGAAGAGCUGCGAAUUGUGGAGGGUGAGGGCCAAAAUGCAGAGAUGGGACUAUCAGCGGAUGAGGUCAACAAUAAUACCUGUACAGCUAACCCAGAGGAACUGGACAGCCCUGUCAAAACUGGACUUGAUGGCAUACUGGACGGCGCUCUGGAUCACUUGAGGAUUGGAGAAGUCUUUACAUUCAGAGUUACUGUGCUGCAGGCAUCAAGCAUAUCCGCAGAAUACGCAGACAUAUUCUGCCAGUUCAAUUUUAUUCACAGGCACGACGAAGCGUUUUCCACAGAGCCGUUGAAGAACACUGGACGUGGUCCACCACUUGGCUUCUAUCAUGUGCAAAAUAUUGCCGUGGAAGUGACUAAGUCUUUUAUAGAGUACAUAAAGACUCAGCCAAUCGUGUUUGAAGUGUUUGGACAUUACCAGAAGCAGCCUUUCCCUCCGCUCUGCAAAGAUCUCAUUAGCCCGUUGCGCCCAUGCAGACGACAGUUCCCAAGAGUCAUGCCUCUUUCCAAACCAGCCGCAGAUAACGACACCCCUCCUGAUCGGGAGAAGAACCUGGAGCUGAUUCGCUACCUGCUGCCAGAGGUCUUCAAUGGGACUCUGGUGGACUCUCUGUCAAGCCACGCCCUCAAUGCAGCAGGCGUGGCUGUUUCCUACCUCCUUGAGGGGGAGGAGCAAGCCAGACUGCCGGCCCCGCCCUUGUCUAUCUGUUCAGUAAUAAAAGCGCAGAAGCCGGUACCUGCCACUAAACUGACAGCUCUCACACGACCCACGGCAGGACCGUGCCACUGUAAAUAUGACCUGAUGGUCUUCUUUGAAAUCUGUGAGCUAGAGGCCAAUGGAGACUAUAUCCCAGCCGUAGUGGACCACCGGAUAGGCAUGCCCUGCCAUGGCACAUUCAUGUUACAUCAGGGCAUCCAAAGGAGAGUCACAGUCACCAUAGUACAUGAGUCAGGACAAGAUAUUGAGUGGAAGGAAGUGCGAGAGCUGGUUGUAGGGCGCAUCCGGAACGCGCCUGAAGCAGAUGAGACAAUCAUCGACCCCAAUAUUCUCUCUCUCAACAUACUGUCUGCAGGAUACAUCCGACCCACACAAGAUGACAGACAAUUUCUUGAUUCGGACAUGCCUAGGACAUUCUACCGUUUUGAGGCUGCUUGGGAUUCAUCCAUGCACAACUCUUUGCUGCUUAACCGUGUCACUCCUUACGGAGAGAAAAUCUACAUGACUCUGUCUGCUUACCUGGAGAUGGAGAACUGCACACAGCCCACAGUGAUAACCAAAGACUUAUGCAUGGUGUUCUACUCAAGAGAUGCCAAGCUCCCAGCAUCUCGCUCCAUCAGGAACCUCUUCAGCAGUGGCACCUUGAGGCCAUCUGAAGGAAACCGUGUAACUGGUGUGUAUGAGCUCAGUCUGUGCCACCUGGCUGAUGCAGGGAGCCCAGGAAUGCAAAGACGGCGCAGGAGGGUGCUGGAUACGUCGGUGGCAUAUGUGCGAGGGGAGGAGAACCUGGCUGGCUGGAGGCCCCGCAGUGACAGCCUCAUCCUGGACCAUCAGUGGGAGCUGGAGAAACUGAGCCUCCUGCAGGAGGUGGAGAAAACCAGACACUACCUCCUCCUUAGGGAGAAGCUGGAGUCCACCCUGCUGCUGGGCCAGGAGUCGCUGCUGUCCUGCGGGAGUGAGGAUCUAACCGAGUCCUCUUCCCCAUCCACCCACCUGGGCCUGGGCCACAACCCUUGCCCUGGCCCUGAUACACCCAACGAGAGGCAGAAGGAGCUGGCUGCAAAGUGUCUUCGUUUGCUUAACCACACCUUUAACAGAGACUACAGCCAUGUGUGUGUUAGCGCCAGUGAGAGCAAGUUGAGCCAGAUGUCAGUAACUCUUUUGAAAGACUCUGCCUCAGUGUUUGCUGAAAACACCCUUACCCCAUCCUCCACAUGCCCCUCAUUGGUGGAGGGACGAUACGGCCACAAUGCUGAACUCAGACCCCCAACACCUCGAUCUCGUGCUGUAAGCCCCAUCCCUGAUUCUGAAACAGAGGGCAAGAAGUCUCCUCAAGAGUCCAAAUCAAGAACCCACACUUUUGUGCCAGACAUUCAGGAAAUCCGUGUCAGCCCAAUUGUGUCAAAGAAAGGUUAUUUGCACUUCCUGGAGCCCCACAGUAAUGGCUGGGUUAAGAGAUAUGUGGUGGUACGCCGGCCUUAUGUCUACAUCUACAACACAGAGAGAGACACAGUGGAAAGGGCCAUUCUUAACCUGUCAUCGGCACAAGUGGAGUACAGCGAAGACCAGCAGGCCAUGCUGAAGACCCCCUACACAUUUGCGGUAUGCACAGAGCAUCGUGGGAUACUCCUUCAAGCCAGUAAUGACAAGGAGAUGCAUGACUGGCUGUAUGCCUUUAACCCUCUGCUUGCUGGAUCUAUCAGGUCUAAACUGUCCAGAAGAAGAGCCGGGCAGAUGAGGUUUUGAGCCCACUACAUGUAUACCUUCUGUACAACUCUUCGAGGACAAAAAACACAAAGGACUAACCUUGUAAAUAGAUCUACUGACAGAUCCCCCAGUUUAUGUGCUUAAUCAACUCUCUGACCCUCUGUUUCCUACAUGUGUGUUCCUGCACCUGCCCACACUAGCACCAACUGUGCACCUGUAUGUUAAAGGCCCCUUUGUUGUGCAUCUACAGUGGCCUAAAUAUUCAACUUAUAGCGCCAAGAGAACAGGCUAACUACUUUAUUGAGGUAGUGAUAGUAUGCUUAUGUAGUCUUCAGCAACAUUUUAGAAAGCUGGUGAUGGGAAUUUCUAAUUCUGAAGCUGUCAGCUCAUACAAACACAUCUGAAUUUGUUACUGUGAAGAGUGACGUCCAUAUCUUGGGUUUGUGGGAAAAUGGAUCACAUGGCCUUACUGUGUUACUCUAUGGGUUUGAAACGAUAAAACUGGUCAGUAUUUAAAUCAGCAGACCAUAUGUUUAUUCAUCUCUUGGCUAUUGAUCAAUGAUACGUAGUUCUUUGCAAGGAGCAGAUGAAUCACAUCAUAUUACGCUCUUACUCUCUUUAAGUGCAGUUCUUGGACACAGUUCAACCCAUCAUAAAUACUCAUAUACCUUUAUAAUGUUUCCUUGAAUGUCCUUGAAAUGCAUAAAGUUUUCAAAAUAGCCAGGACGCAUUAGGGAAAAUUUGGCUAAGGAAAAUGGUUGCAUUCUCAUGUCUCUGUAUGAGAACCAUUAUAAAGAUUUGGCCUAUUUUUGUUGGAGUACUGGUCAGUAGAUUUAUCUAAAAUGUAUCAUAAUCCAGUCUAAUAUUUUAUAUAAAAAAUGAUCGGUAUCCCCAAAUGAUCUUAUAUCUGUCUAAUUUAUUUUUAAAGUUUCUAUUAAAGUCUUAUCUUGUUAGGUAUUUAUUUAACAUGUUUUUAUUUAUUUCAGCAUGUAUUUAUUGACAAAGACUGUAAUAUUUUUGAAGAAGUACAGUGCAAUUUCUGCAUAUGGCACUUUUUUUUAUCAUGAGUUGACUAACCUCCCUUUUACUGACCGUACUGCUCUCAUUUCCCCCGACACAAUGAAAUGCAUUUGGGGAACAGGUUAGAAGUGAAUAGCUGGGAUAGCUGCUAUUACAUGUAGAUUACUUGAAUUUUACUUUUUAGAUAUGUUAACCAGUUUUGGUUAGGAAAACAAAAAUGCUUUUUGCAAGAUUUAUCAGGUUGAGAAAAAUCAUCAUCCUUGCCCAGACUCCUAAAUGAGUGUUUGUACAGUGGUCAGUCUUGGAAAAUGGAAGGUUUAGAAGUUUGUUAGAACAAAUCCAAUGUACAGUACUGAUGGAAUUUUCUACGCGCACCCUAGAGAGUGAUGAGAUAUGAUUUUGUGCCUCUUGCAUCCUCUACUCUGUUUUUGUUUUACAAUUUCCAUCAUCUUAAUCCCUGUGCGCUUCUUUAACAGGGUGAAUGAAUGUCCACUUUAAGGCCCACUCAUCGCUACCACCCUUUCUCUUUGUGUAAUCAUCCUGUGCACAGGCAAAAGCAGUUUUAGUUUUUAGUUUGCAUAUUUAGUUUGUAUAUUGCACUUGCCCGACAUUUGACUAGGUUUUGAGAUUUCCAAGCAUAUCUAGAUGGUGUAAAUUAUUUUUCUUAACUGAUUUCACUUAAAAAUAAACAAAACAAAUCUAUUUAUUCAGCCAGAAACAAAAUGCAUCAUGGAAUCUAGAAAUAAGCCCUGCUGCUGUCAUUGUUCCAAACCUUGAUUUUUUUGUGAUUAUAAUUACAUAAAAUAUCCGACAGGCUAAUAUAUGUAACACACAAUACAUUUAAAAUGUCAUUUUCUGGUUUUAAAGUCAUCUCAGGUAUGAUUGUUCUGCUUAAUGUCAAUAGCUUAGGCCGCGCAAACCCCAUCAAACAGGCAAGCAUCUGCGUUGAGAUUGCUGAUAGCUGUUUAACUUCAGCCAAAUUACUGUUUUUGGAAUAUGAAACCACAACAGCUGUGAUUUAGACACUUUGUAGUGCAAAAGCAUUUGUUAGAAGGUGGAGUUCUGUGGGCUUUGACUUAGGCGGUCACUGCAGCAGAGCCCAUAUGUCCACUAUCAUUAGUCCAAAAGGCUUGUAAUGUGGUUUGGGAUGUUUGGAUGAUCCUGCAGGUUACCUAAGACAAGCCUUUCUUCCAUACAUGCAUGUUUAUAGAGUGCAGAUCAACUAUUUGCAAACCUGAGGUUCCUCCAGGGCAGGAUUCAGGCAUAUCUGCAUGACUGAGGCCAGCCAACCUUCAGCACAUGCUGAAUAUAGCAAGAAUCUGACACUGAACUAACCUCUGUUGCAAGCCUUGAUCUGUAUAUGAAUAAACAUCAAAGAUUUCUUUUCCCAAAAAGUGGGUUUCUGUUUCUAUGAAAAAGUGGAGUUCUGCUUGUUUGUAAAAGCAGAAAGCAUAUCCUAAAAGGUUUCUCAAUUCCUGAAGGUUCUGUGUUUAUGAAAAAUAGUUAAUGCACUUAUUUAUUUAUUUAUUUUUUUUUUGCAAUUUCCAUGUGUAUAUCUCACUUCACUUUCAUGACCAGUUCAGAGUAAUAUAAACAAUGCCACUACUUUUAGGAAAAAAGUGUAUAUGUUAAUAGUAAUAGCAGGUGAAUUUUAAAAAUAAGUGAGAACAAAAUUAUUUAAAAAUCUAGAGUUAAAAGAAUCACUUUCAGUUUGAGUAUGCAAGCAAAUGUGAAUCGUCUUGACUCCUGUUUAUUUAUUUAUUUUUGUCUGUGCACCUUGUAGAAAGUAAUGUGGAAAGCUGAAUGGUAUUCUUCAUGUUAUAGCCUGUCCUGUACCAUUUCUACAAGCAAUUUACAUAAAACAUGUUUCAAGGCUUAAAACGUUGCAUUAAUUUUACCAUCUCCCAAAAUGAAAUAAUGAAUCAGUUUUCAUAAUCAACACCAAAUAUUUGUGUGCUUCCAUUCUCCUCUUAAGCACUCCAUUCAUAAACAUUUUUUUUUUCUGUUGUUUUCUGUUUUACUUGCCUUGUAUAUAAACAUGAUUGCUGUGAAUGGUGUAAUAUGCAGUUGUAACUGGUUUGUACCAUCUUCAAUGGGCAGUAGUUUAAUGUCUCUUUCUGAGUGUUGGAAUUAUGAGUCAAAUGUUUGUGAACACUUAACACAUCGUCAGAUAUGAAAUAAAUGUGGAACUUAUGCAACACUA